GAAUGGUAUAAUAUAUGUUGCGUGGGUGAGUGACUAAGUUGUAUAAACAUGAGAAACAGUUAUGUGCUACUUGGUAUUGAUUGCGGCAAAUUACUUCUGACAAGCUACAUCCAUCCAUUGUAUAUUUGCAGGCAGACUGGCAGCUGGGAUAGAUCGCCAGUAGGGGUCAGCACCAGAUAUUGAUUCACUGUGGAAUAUCAGAGCAUUGGUCUACAACCGUAGGUCUGGUGAAGGUCUAUUGGAAUUUUCUUCACUUCAGUAAUUCAGCAGCAAGAUAGUGAGUGUUUGAGCAAACAGUAAACCGAGUUCUUGGUGAGUGUAAAUAUACAGCACUAUAUUGAGACUUUCAAAGUGUUUUUAUUCUCCGUCUAAAACAGACUAAUGUGCUUAUCUAAAAGAAAUAAUCAUUCCAAAACUGAUUAUUGACUUUCAGUUUGAAUAUCUGUUAUAGUGUUUGUGUGUGACAAUUUUUUACGAUUGUAAUUAAAAUAAAUCUCAAUCAGAGAAGUCUAGGAUAACUGAGUACCGUUAAUCAAUGUUCUUGCAUUGUGUGUCUGUGAGAUGGCAUUAGAAAUCUACGUGAUCAUAGAAAAGGUUUGAUAAUCAGACCCUAUUACAGCUUUUUGGCGAUUCCAUCUUUGCCAAUUUGACUAAUUUCCUUGGCUGCCUCACUGUGGUGUCUGUAUGAUUAAGUGUGGUUAUCUUAUUCGAUUUUCGUCUCUGUCAUCAUAAUUAUGGAAUCAGGAUACAACAGACGCUCCAGCCGAAGUAGUGAUGAUGAAAGCAAAAACCUCUCUACCAGUCUAACGGAAGGCACAUCUAAGUUUUUUACUUCCAUGAUCGCUAAAAAGAAUGGACUAUUCAGUGACUUAUCUAGUAAGAUAGAAACAACGUUCAUGAAGAGUGGGGCCAGUAGUAGUGCUAGUAGUGAGAACACUAGCCCAGUUAAUUCACCCCCGCCACGCCCACCCCCACCGACAAGAAGACCAUCUGAAAAAUGUUUUCAGAAACGAAAUCUGCCACCAAGAAGUAGUUCUGUUGCAAACAGAGAAAGUACAUCAGGUUCUGUGGAUGAUACACUUACAGUUAAUGGAAUGAAUAUUAGUUUUGAUGAACCCUUGUAUAAUAAGAGAGAAGCCCCAGUAGGAAGAAGUUCGGAACCAACAGAAAAUGUAAGUUGUGUAAGAGAGAACACAGAAAGGGUUGGUCCGACUGGCGGUAAUAGCAUGGAAUCUCGACAGAAUCAGAGAUCUGUUAAGCCAAACGGUCAUGUGGCUAAACGGGAACACAACAUGUCAUCAUCUUCCGCAGACUCGGAUAAAGAUAAACCAACAGAAAAAGAAAGACGGGCACCAAAACUGAAAGCAGGACGACGAUCAAGUACUGUGGAUGAAAUGUUAUUUGAUGAUUAUGUGGCUCCUGAUGAUGACAUAGAUGUCAACUCAAAUGAACCAAUUUUUGGUGAUUUGAUGUCAUUUGAUCAAUCUGAGCAACACAGUCCAGAUGUAAAAACGUCACCCUAUCCCAGUCAAAGUAGUGUGGAUUCUAAUUCGAGUAGUAACCGACUGUACACAACAGCAAGCGUGGAUUCCUCGGAUGCAGAAUAUGGAGGUGUUCCAGUACAUCGUUCAGGAUCUCAAGGAUCUGAUAAGUCAUGGAGUUCAAACUACAGUAUAGACAGUCAACCUGAUGAGGUUACAUUGGAAUGUAUGGAGUUUAUGAAAUUGUUUGUGGAUAAGGUGUUUAACACAAGUGAUGAUGUGUCUCAAACAGAAAAAGCCAAAUUUGGAGAAUUAUGUCAGUAUUCACCGGGUCGAUUAUGGUUUGCUAGAUAUGUUAAUGGCCAGCGAGUUCAUAGUAAAAAAGUUGAUGAACAGAUAUUUUUUAGACUUGUACAAUAUUUUGCUGUGUGUCUUUUUGAAUGUAAUGAAGCUGAAGAUUAUUCCCCUGCCAAAACAUUAAUGAAUAUGUGUUUUACAUUCUACUUACAAGAUCAGAAUCCAGGUGGUGGAACAUAUAAACAUUUCCUCUACAGUUAUCUCAGAGAUCAGCCAGUAUGGCAGUCUUUACGAUUCUGGAAUGCUGCUUUCUUUGAUGCCAUACAAGGGGAAAGAUCUCGGAAACCUGUUCCUAAAAAUAAUGAAGAAACAGAUAUAAGAACAGAUGACAGACAGUUUCAAGAGAAUAUAACUUUUGGCCAGUUAGGGACCUUUACAUGUAAUAUGCGAGCAUUUGGAUUAAGUAGAGAACUUUGUAUGGAGUUUCUAAGAAAGCAGGCUAUUAUUGCUAACCUCAAUAAAGAACAAGUGAAGAUGCUAAAAGAUAAUUUUGAUAAAUAUAAAGAUCAUUAACAGAUGAGGUAAAACUAUAUAUAGUAUAUAUACCAACAUCUGAACACAAGUCAUAUAUAGCAGGCCCAUGAUGUACGAGUAGAUGCUAAUAGAUAUAUUUAAUACAGAAAGUUGAUGGGUGAUUGUCAUAUAGCUGAAUAACAUAGAGAGAGAAUAACGCAUGUUAUUUAUUUAAGAAUGAAUGUUUGUUUUAUUUUGCUUCAUAGAUCUGAAUAUUAAAUGAAUGUUGCUAGAUACCAUAGUUUUAGAGGUAACUUAUAAAUAAUAACAAUGUAUAUAUUUCUAAAAAAUGAUUUUAUCCUUGAUUGUAUAUAAACAUUUAAAUGUAAACUAUUACAUUUACCCAUAAUGACAAUGAUGUUGAAAUUGUAAUCAGCAUCUCACACUUCAGAUAGCUCAUUUGUUGAUAUGAUCAGUUUAUAAUGCAGAUAAAGUAUGACCUGCGGCAUCUUCAUUAUAUGGAACAUUCCAUUAUUAUAAUUGAUAUGUGUUUCAUAUAAAAUAAUUAGUUUGUAGUUUCAAACUAUUCAUGUAUAGUGUAGACUAGACCUGUAUAUGAAUCAACAAAAUAUAAUGAAUGUACACAUAAUAACUUGACAAUAAUAUGAAGUAUAUUGAAUCAGAGAUCAGUGCUGAAAUUCCCAUAUGUUUGACUGUAAUAUCUGUUAUCAAAUUAGGUGCAAUAAUAUUUAUUUCUAAUAUCUAUACACUUAAUUGUAAUGCAUCUAAAUAGUUCAUCAAUUUCUGGCUCUUUGAGUUUUGUUAGUAUUUUAUAGGUUGAGAAGGAGGCAUAGCCUAUAUCACACCUCCUAUAUAGGUAUUAAUUUAUAACUUUAAUAGAAUUAAAAAUGUAGAUAUAAAAACAAUUCUUACUACUUGACGAGAACAGAGGAGGUUUAAUAUGCAAUGUACAAAUAAUUUAGAUAUUGUUAUGUUUUAAAUGUACAUUGUAUAUCUACCACUCACAGUUAUUAUUAGAUAGUGUAUAUUUGUAGUUAGAAUUAAAUAAAGAUGUUUGAAAAUUGAUAAUUAAACCAAUUAUUCACACUGUAUAGUUAUAGUAACAUGCAUAUAAUUAUAUAAGCAUAGUAAGGAUGUAUUUGUAUAUUUCCUAAUCAAACACUUAUUAGAAUAAUAAUAUUAAAUAAUAUUGUUCAAGAGCUUUAUGUAAACAAUAAUCAAAUCAGUUAAUUAAAAUUGAUGGUCAACAUUCCUUUUAGAUGUAUAUAAAUGAACAGCUUAUAGUCAUAUGUAAUAAUAUAUGUAAAUAUCUAGAUUUACACAGCAUACUGUAAUUGUAUUAUUUAUAUUCAUAAGCAUGACUGUGGUCACAAUAUUUAAGUUUCAUUCUCAGUGUUUCACAUUCUUUGUAGAAAAUUGACGGAUAGUUUAGUAGAAUAGUUUGGAAGAAAAAUUUAUAUGAAUAUUGGUACUGUAGAACAUAGCGAAUGAUCUUUUCAUUGUUAACCAUCACAAAAGUCCUUUUCAGCUUUCGAUAUCAACAGUGGAAAAAAAAUAAAAUAAGCUGAGUUUAAUCAUAAAUUAUAUGUGUAUUUAAUUUAUUCUUCAUAAUAUUAGAGCCAUACCUACAUAAAAAUAGUCGGAACUAUGAUACACUUUUUAUACGCCCACAUUUUCAUGUGGACGUAUAUUGUCGUCACCCCUGUCCGUCCGUCCACAAUUGUUUGUGAACAGUCUACAGGUCACAAUUUUUAUCUGAUUUCAAUGAAACUUGAAAUAUAAGUUUAUCACCCUAAGAUCUCGGUUCCUUUCGAUAUUGGCAUCUAUCGGACCGUAACUUCAUGGAUUAUGGCCCCUGAUUGUACGAAAAAUCACGUUUUUGGCUUGUGAACACUGUAGAGGUCACAAUUUUUAUCCGAUUUUGUUGAAACUUGAAAUGUAGGUUUAUAACCCAACGAUCUUGGUUCCUUUCGAUAUUCGUGCACAUCGGACCGUAACUUCAUGAAUUAUGGCCCCUUAUUGUAUGACAAAUCGCGUUUUUAGCUUGUGGACCAUAUAGAGGUCCUAAUGUUUAUCCGAUUUAAAAAAAAAGUUUUAUUAUAUCACCAUUAAACCCUAAGGACGAUUGAGUUCGAAUUUCGUGAAAAUCGGCCCAAAACUGACAGACAAAAUGGCCGCCGUUCGUUCUCAAAUAGAGUAAAAAUAUGGUAUAUCAAGGUUGUGGACCCAAUAGAGGUCACAAUUUUUAUCCGAUUUUGUUGAAACUUGAAAUGUAAGUUUAUAACCCAAAGAUCUCGGUUCCUUUCGAUAUUCGCGCAUAUGGGACCGUAACUUCCUGAAUUAUAGCCCCUGAUUGUACGAAAAAUCACGUUUUUAGCUUGUGGACCCUAUAGAAGUCAUAAUUUUUAUCCGAUUUAAAAAAACGUAUUAUUAUAUCACCGUUACACCCUAAGGACGACUGAGUUCGAAUUUCGUGAAAAUUGGCCCAAAACUGACAGACAAAAUGGCCACCCCUUGUUCUCAAAUAGCGUAAAAAUAUGGUUUAUUAAGGUUGUGGACCCUAUAGAGGUCACAAUUUUUAUCCGAUUUUGUUGAAACUUGAAAUGUAAGUUUAUAAAUCAAAUAUCUUGGUUCCUUUCGAUAUUUGCGCAUAUAGAAUUGUAAUUUCCUAAAUUAUGGCCCUUGAUUGUAGGAAAAAUCACUUUUGUUUAGCUUGUUUUCUAUCCGUCUCUCGAAAAUGUGGGCGUAUACUGCCUGGCAGCCGCUGGUAUAGAUAUUUUGUUGUCAUCAAAAAGAUUUGUUUGAAAAACAACUAUAUUUGGAGCCCCUGAAAAAGUAUCAUUAAUUCUGGUAUAAGAUUUUAUUGUACCGAAACUAUAUGCAAGUUGAAAGCAUAAAUGCACAAUUCAAUCAAGCUAUAAUGAAAGUAGCUAAGUCUCUAAAUCAGUAUCAUCCAAAAUUUUCGAUUCGAAAAAUGAGGCUAGACAUACCCCACAAGUCAUGUCAAACAGUGACACCAUAUCUUAUCUGGAGAGCAUGCGCAAUAAAUACUAUCGGUGUAGAUUGGAAUAACCAGACCCUAGAGAUUGCCAUUCGAUUGAGGCUUCUGGCAUAUUUCGCGGAAUAUAACUGAUUUGAAAUUAGAGUAUGAACGGAAACGAUUGAAUGUAUAUCAGUUUAUAUACAUUCAUAUUACAUUAUUAUAUGUGUUGCGACCCAUUUGUGUCAAUUUCUAGGUUCAAAAUAUUAGUGAUUUAGCUCCUUUAAGUGGAUAAUGGAAUUUAUCGACCUAUAAAGGUGGCAAUUUUUACAUUAAUUUCAUGUUUCAUAAUAAUUAAUAACUCAACAUAAUCUCCUUGGGGAUCACAGAGGAGUUAAAAGAAUAAAUUACAUGGCAGUGAUAAAGGAUAAAGAUUUAGUUAAAAUAAAGUCCAGAGAAUUAAUAUACUACUUCUAUGUCUUUUCUCAUAUGGAUUAUAUAUGUCUCAUAAAUAAUUCAUUUAUUUUAGUCAUUGGUGCAUCUCAAACUCCAAACUAUGAUUUAUAUUAAAAUUACUACUGUCCAGUACAGUUACUCUUAGUAUUAUCAAGGUAAAAAUUACAAAUGUUUAUUAUAACUUAUUUAUUCAUAAAAGUAUAAUCUUAGUAAUUGAGUGCAAUGAUGUUACGUUAUAAUAAUUAUAAUAAAGGCUAGUGAUUAAAGUCA
This is a messenger RNA of Patella vulgata (common limpet), 6018 nucleotides long. RefSeq lists its product as uncharacterized. The record is from RefSeq and is a predicted model, not a curated record. NCBI's taxonomy places the organism in Eukaryota, Metazoa, Mollusca, Gastropoda, Patellidae. The transcript has 8 exons. The coding region runs from base 735 to 2351 and encodes 538 amino acids.